GCGAAAGCUAGUAACUGCAGUGAAGGAGAUGUAUGAACAGACACUACAGAGGCGGCGUAAUUCAACAGCUGAAGUUAACAUCAGUUUGUUUGGACGGGAGAUUCCGUUCCGUGAGCUGAAAGAUGAAUAAGAAAGGUCUCGCGAUUCUCAUGCGAACAAAAGUGCGUCCUCUAUCACCUGCUCCUCUAAACAAAGUCCACAAAAUGCAGCUCUCUCCGCAGGAAGGAAGCAGCAGCCAAAAUUCUGCUCCGAUUGCGUCCUUUGAUUCCGAGAGGGACUUUGCUCAAGUAAGGGAUUCUAUGCAGUCUGCAAUGUUGAUGAGCAAGACAGAAAGUUUAGAUGCUGCUUUAGAUGAUUUUUCUGAGGGUUAUGUUUGCCUUUCCCAUGUAAACCGUCAGAAAUUGCUUCAUGCACUAGCACGAGAUUAUGAUCUUAACCGAGCUCAAGUUCGUGAAUUGAUGAAACAAUAUCUUGAUCUUCAGUUUCCCAGUGAUAAGGCUGAAGAUAGUGGGCUCGAAGAGGAAGGGUCACUAUCUGCUUUCUACAGAAUAGAGCGGAAUUUGAGGCAUGCUCUCAAGCCAAUGUAUGAAGUGCUCUUUGAGUGCCUAAAUACACAUCCUGGGGGAUUGAAGUUCCUGUCUGAUAUGCGUGCUGAUAUUCUUUUGAUUCUCAACAAUGAAAAUGUUUCAUCCUUGAGAGCCCUAGACUCCUACUUGAAAGAGAAACUUGUUACAUGGCUCAGCCCCGCAAAUCUUGAACUCCAUAAUAUUACAUGGGACGAUCCUGCUUCUUUGUUGGAGAAGAUAGUUGCAUAUGAGGCUGUGCAUCCUAUAAGCAAUCUUAUAGAUCUGAAAAGGAGGCUGGGAGUAGGUCGUCGUUGCUUUGGAUAUUUUCAUCCAGCAAUACCUGGCGAACCUCUUAUUUUUAUUGAAGUUGCACUUCUGAAAGAUGUGGCUCAGACAAUACAGGAGGUCUUAUGGGAUGAUCCUCCGAUACUUGAACGUGAUGCCAGCUGUGCACUAUUUUACUCUAUUUCAUCAACUCAGCCUGGUUUAUCAGGAAUCAACCUUGGGAAGUUUCUAAUCAAACGUGUGAUUGAUGUGGUAAAGAAGGAUAUGCCAAACAUCUCUACAUUUGCAACACUUAGUCCUAUCCCUGGUUACAUGCAAUGGCUUCUGUCUAAGUUGGCUUCUUCCGAGAGAUCUGGUUCUGCUUUUAGAGAGAACUUACUUGAGCCAGAUGAAGAAACAGCAAUUUUAAAUGCAUCAGGAGAAUCCGGUACAGGAAGAAGUGGUAUGGAAGUAAUGCAGAAUCUGUUGGCAUCAAAGGACCAUGAGUGGACUAAUUCAGAGAUGUUGGUAUCUGUGCUUAGAAUCCCUCUAAUGCGACUUUGUGCCAGGUACCUUCUAAACGAGAAGAAGAGAGGGAAAGCUCUAGACUCUGUUGCCAAUUUCCACUUACAGAAUGGCGCAAUGGUUGGAAGACUGAAUUGGAUGUCUGACAAAUCAGAGAAGGGCCUUCAUCAGAGUGGUGGAAUAAUGGUAAAUUACAUAUACAGUCUGGAGAAUAUUGAAGAAAAUGGCCAGUCAUAUAUGAGUGGAGGCCAUAUCCAAGCAUCCUCCGAUGUCAAAAACUAUGUUGGGGUGCAGUGUGAUCAUGAAAGAGGAAUGGGUUAGAACUAUAUGGCUAUAUUAGUAAUUUUGUCUGUAAAUUUGAAAACUCUUAAAAAUUUCUGUCCAUUUUCAAUCUCUCUUAUUUGAGAAAGAGUUGCAUUUUCUAACUGCAUAUAUCCUUUUUGGAAUUGUAUUCCUCUUAUUUGUUCUCGUAGUGCCAAAUGCAAUUACUUUUCCAGUUCACAACUAAAAGAAGUAUCAAAGAUUCAAAGUCCAUAGAACUCAAAAAUGAAUGUAAGAUCCUAUGGCCAUCUUAUUUA
Ipomoea nil (Japanese morning glory) is the source of this 1933-nucleotide messenger RNA. Its product is annotated as malonyl-CoA decarboxylase, mitochondrial. Gene Ontology annotation, biological process: acetyl-CoA biosynthetic process; fatty acid biosynthetic process; malonyl-CoA catabolic process. The record is from RefSeq and is a predicted model, not a curated record. Gene Ontology annotation, cellular component: mitochondrial matrix; peroxisomal matrix. The coding region runs from base 123 to 1676 and encodes 517 amino acids. Gene Ontology annotation, molecular function: malonyl-CoA decarboxylase activity. The transcript has 16 exons. Lineage: Eukaryota; Viridiplantae; Streptophyta; Magnoliopsida; Solanales; Convolvulaceae.